AAUAGUUAAAGGUGACUGGUGUCUUUAUACAGUGCAUAGUAUUGUUAUUUUGGAAUAGUCAAUACGAGUGUAUGCAAAAAUAUUGUGUCCUUCUAAAAAGGAUUAAAAAUUGUGAAAAAAAUCAGAGGAAAAAUAAUAACCAAAAUUUAUUAUAAUACUUAAUGGAAAAUAUGUAAUUUGUUAUUAUUGGGUUUCUCUUGAAUGAAAUGAAAUAAAAGAAAAUUACCUGUAAUUUUAACACUAUGUGAAGCACACCUGGAUUUUUCGAAGUCUUUGAAGUUAUGAUGUUGGAAAUAAUUGUUAGAUAGUGGAUAAAUCAAUUGGAAGAUUGAAACAAAAUAUCAGAAACUUUUGAUAUCUACCAAUGAUCUAUCAUGGAUUUUUUUCCAUUAUGAGGGAACAAAUGUUAAAUGGAUUAUAAUAAAACACAAUAGACAUAUGAAAGUUCAACAAUAGAAUUUAAUUUGAAUUAAAGGUUAACAUUGGAUUAAUUCGUUAAUUUGUGUUGAAAAAAUACAGGGAAAAUAAAAUGGAGUAAUAUGGUGCUUGAUUUCAAAAAUAAAAUUUGAAAUGUGGAUGAUUUUUUGUGUGGAGUUUAAAAAUAUGUUUCUUCCAUUAAAAUGAUGAAAUGGGCCUAUCGGUCACUCAAAAAUGGGAAGGAAUUUAAAAAAUAUAAACGAGAGGCUUAUUUAAGAGAAGGUGUAGCUCUACAACAGUUAGGACAACAUGGAGAUGCCCUGGCAGCGUUCGCUGUGGGACUGGCACAAGAUUCUUCCAAUACAAGUUUAUUAUCCGGACUUGUUGAUUCCGCCUUGAAGUCACCACUGAAAGAGAAACUGGGUCCAACAUUUCAACAACUGCAGAAACUAAAGUUACACCAAAGUCCAUUUGUUAUAAUCUCUGUGAUUGGUCAGGAGCUGUUAGCAGCUGGUCUCUAUGGCUCUUCAAUCGCAAUGUUGGAAGCUGCGCUUCAGAUUGGGACCUGCAGUUUAAAGUUACGAGGCUCUGUGUUCUCGGCCCUCAGCAGUGCACAUUGGGGACUUGGCAACAUUGACAAGGCAAUAACAUACAUGCAGCAUGACUUGUCUGUAGCCAAAUCUCUAGGGGACAUUGAGGGAGAAUGCAGAGCCCAUGGAAAUCUUGGAUCCGCUUAUUUCUCUAAAGGACACUAUAAGGAGGCACUAUCAAAUCAUCGGUAUCAAUUAGCGUUGGCGAUGAAAUUGAAACAUCGUCAGUCAGCAGCCAGUGCUUUGGGAAGUCUUGGACAUGUAUAUACUGCAAUAGGGGAUUACCCAAAUGCCCUUCAGAGUCACAAACAGUGUCUAUUUCUGAACAAACAGUGUGGUGACAAACACGCUGAAGCUCGUGAAAUAGGAAAUGCUGGUGCUGUAUAUUUGGCGAUGGCAGAAUUUUCGAGUGCUGUUGAAUGUCACAAUAAACAUUUAGAAAUUGCUAAAAAGUUAAACAAUAGUACUGAAGAGGCCAGGGCAUAUAGUAAUUUAGGCAGUGCUUACCAUUAUAAGAGGGACUAUGAAAAAGCAAUAAAAUUUCAUGAACAAGUGUUGAAAAUUGCCGAACAGAAAAAAGACAAAGUGUUAGAAGCAAGGGCAUAUGCUGGUUUAGGCCAUGCUGCUAGAUGCAAGCAGGAUUAUGAAACAGCAAAAAAUUAUCAUGAAAAACAGCUUGAUAAUGCUCUUGAAACAAAAGACAAGGUAGCAGAAGGGAGGGCAUGCUCCAAUUUGGGAAUUAUAUAUCACCAACUAAGAGAAUACAAAUCAGCUCUUAAACUUCAUGAAGUGCAUUUAAAAAUUGCCAAGAGUCUUGGUGAUCGUGCUAGUCAAGGUAGAGCUCUAGGCAACAUAGGUAAUGCUCAUAUCGCAUUAAAACAAUAUGAUCAAGCUGUGAAGUAUCAUAAACAGGAAGUGGCUAUAUCGUCAGAAGUCAACGAUCGACAUUCUGAGGGAGCAACACAUGGAAAUUUAGCUGUAGCGUAUCAAGCUCUUGGAAUGUUCGACAAGGCAAUUCUCCAUUACAUGUCUCACUUGAAUAUUUCAAAGGAAUUAAAAGACACAUCAAGUGAAGCAAGAGCACUGUGCAAUCUAGGGAAUUAUUACAGUUCAAGGGGAGAUUACUUGUCUGCAGUGAAAUACUAUGAAGAUUAUUUGAUUUUGUCACAGGAACUACAUGACUCUGAAGGUGAAGCUAAGGCUUGUUUUAAUUUAGGAUACGUACAUUUUGGUCUUGGGAAUCACUUAGAGGCAGUGCGAUAUUAUGAACAAGAUCUGUCUAUAGCACGAGAGCUUCAGGACCAGUUAGGCAUAGCCAGGGCAUAUUGUAAUCUAGGACUUGCUCAUAAGGCAUUACAUAACUAUAUGGAUGCUUUAGAGUGCCAGAAAAAGUGCUUAUCUAUGAUGAAAAACAUGAAAAACACAAAAGGUAUUUUCCGUGCUUUGGGAAAUAUCGGUGAUAUAACGCUUAAAACGGGUGAUACUUCAGAAGCAAUAAAAAUAUACAACCAGCAGUUACAGCUGGCGAAACAAUGCAAUAGUAAGGAUUUGGUAGCAACUGCUUACGGAGCUCUAGGUGCUGCUCACAGAACUUUAGGUCAAUUUGAUAAGGCUCUAGGUUAUCAUACGCAGGAGUUAAGUAUACGUCAAGACAUGGAUGACAAGAGAGGCGAAUGCAGAGCUCAUGGUAACCUAGGUAACGUGCAUAUGUCAUUAGGAAAUUAUAUGAAUGCUUUGAAAUGUUAUGAAGAACAGCUGGAGAAAAGCCAGGAAUUACAAGACAGUGCCCUUGAAGCACAAGCUUGUGGUAACCUGGGUAUUACCAGAAUGAACAUGGGUUCUUUUGAAGAUGCUAUUGGCAUGUUUGAGCAGCAGCUUGCUAUGCUGGAACAAGUUUGUAGUGCUAAUUCUAUAUAUGAUAAAGGACGUGCCUUAGGCAAUCUUGGUGAUUGCUACGAGGCUCUUGGUGAUUAUGAAGAAUCCAUUCGGUGUCAUGAACAAUAUUUGGCAACUGCUCAACAAGCCAAUAGUCUUUCUGACCAGGACAAAGCAUACCGAGGUCUGGGCAAUGCUCAUCGUUCAGUAGGCAACUUACAACAGGCAUUGGUAUGCUUUGAAAAGAGACUGGUUGUUGCCCAUGAGCUAAACAGCUCCUCAGCAAAAGCUUCAGCAUAUGGUGAGUUAGGGUGCUUGCAUAGCCUGCUGGGUAAUUUCGAACAGGCCAUCUCUUGUCUUCAGCAUCAAUUGUCAAUUGCCAAGGAAAUUGGGGACAGUAUGUGUGAAGGGGAAGCAGCCUGUGGUUUAGGAGGAGUUUAUCAGAACAUGGGAGAGUAUGAGAAAGCUUUAGAAUACCAUCAGAUGGACCUGCAGAUUGCAGAGACAACAGAAAAUACAGCGUGUCAGUGUCGAGCCUAUGGAAACUUAGGAUUAUCACAUGAAUCACUCGGAAAUUACAACGAUGCUAUACAGUACCAAGAACAACAUCUCAGCAUUGCUGCCCAAAUGAAUGACAAGGUGGCCAAAACUCUUGCAUACAGCAGUCUGGGACGAGUCCAUCAUGCCCUCAAUAACCACACUCAAGCAGUUGAAUACUUGAAGCAAGGUCUUUCAAUAGCAGAACAACUUGGUCGCCAUGAGGAUGAAGCUAAGAUUUGCCAUCGUCUGGGUUUGUCCUUGUGGGGUAAAGGUGACCUUGAAGAAUGUCAGCUACAACUACACAGAGCAGCAGAUUUGUUUGAGGGUAUCCGUAGAGACGCACAACUCAACAGUGAAUACAAAAUGUCGCUAUUUGAUCUCCAAACAGCCUGUUACCAAGCUCUACAGAGAGUAUUGGUUUCCUUGGGUAGACAUGAUGAAGCCUUAGCAAUAGCAGAGAGAGCCUGUACCCGUGCAUUUAUUGACUACCUCCUUGAGCGACAGGCUGGAGCUGAGGGUCUGUACAGGGGUAAUAUAGAUCCUCCACCUGUCACACCUGCUCAGCUUACCAGUAUUGUAGGAAAACAACAGGCUCUGGUGAUGUACUAUUCCAUUGCUGCAGGGUAUCUGUACUGCUGGCUUGUCACACCCAGAAAUGGUAUUGUAAAGUUUCAUGAAGUAAAUAUGACAGAAUUAGAAGCAGAUUAUGACACCAGUGACACACUGAGUAUGAAGAGUGUUAGUUUUGGUUCCAGUUCUCUCAUUGACCAGUAUGUUGGUCACGUCAGAGAAUCUAUGGGUGUGGAGAGCCACAAUAUUAAAGCAUCCACAGGGAGUAUUAAUAGAACAUUUAAUGAUGGAGACAGCGAAUGUGACGAUGUCUGGCAACAGCAUUUAGAGGAACUUGGUGACAAGCUGAAUGCCGAGAACGACAAGACAGGAUUCCUCCGAAUGGUUAAUCGUAAUCACAAACUGAACAGUAGUAACUAUAGUCUCAGCAGUUUAUUCAGUCUUUCAACAUUAAAUGGUGUCAAUUCUAGUUUUCACAGCACACGGAAAAACAGUCUACGCAUUUAUAACAAAUCCGGGCACAAUUCAGGGGCCAAAACUCCUUUGAGUGUUUUGUAUCAUAUUUUGAUCGAGCCUAUGGAAGAGGCUUUAGAAACAGCGAGUGAAGAUUACGGAGCAGGAACAAUCGAUUUGGUCUUAGUGCUACAAGGGGAAUUGUAUUUAAUUCCCUUCUCAAUUUUGAAAAAGGACCAAAAAUCAGAAUGUCUGUUCGAACGAUUUAAUAUUAGUAUUAUGUCUUCUGUGACGAACUUACAAAAUGCUCAAAAACACGAAAAACAAGGACGACCAGUAAUUGAUUCAUCUGGUGCUGUUGUCGUUGGUAAUCCCAAAUUGUCUCCCGGGUCUAGUCAACACUGGAUUUUCAAAGACAUUCCCGAAGCGGAAUAUGAAGCACGAGUAGUUGGAGAACUCCUGACAAGUCGGCCAUUAAUUGGUCCAGAUGCUACGAAAGCAGCUAUUUUACACCAAAUAGAACAGGUUGAAGUGAUUCAUUUUUGUACACAUAUUUCAUGGAAACUUUCAUCAAUUGUUUUAGCACCGAGUGAAAAUAUCCCUCCACAACACCGUUUCCCGUCAAUUGACUCCGAUGACAGUUCAAGUGAUAUCACAGGUUUCGAUGGUCCGGCUAUGUCUGAAUAUCUAUUGACAGCUGCUGAUAUUCUGAACUUGAAACUUCAUGCCAAACUUGUUGUGUUGAGUUCUGGUUACACUGACGAUCGAGCCGGUAGAAUUAAUUCUGACGGUGUUGUUGGAUUAACGAGAGCCCUGCUUUCUGCAGGUGCUAAGUGUGUUUUGUAUUCACUAUGGCCUGUGCCUGACGAUGCAUCGAAAAUGUUAAUGAGAUCACUUUACACUGCCUUACAAGAAGGACAAUCUGUCACUCACGCACUUCAGCAUGCAAUGAAAGCUGUUCAGUCGGCCAGACAGUAUUCACAUCCUGCUAACUGGGGAGGUUGGAUAUUAGUUGGACAUGAUAUAAAGUUAAGCAGCAAGAUAGCUUUGAUGGGACAUGCUAUUUGUGAGAUUUUACUUUCACCUGGUCAGUGUAGAGAGGCCAUGAGGGUGUUAUUGCACUUGAUUGAGAAGUCAUUGAUGAGAAUUCACCAAGGCAUUAAAAACUCCAUGUAUACAACCUACACCUCAAUAGAGAACAAGGUUGGAGGUAUAGCAGGAUGGAAGGAUUUGUUGAAGGCUGUAGGAUUUCGGUUUGAGGCUGGACAGAAUGACCUACCUCCAGCAGUGUUCUUUCCUCAGAGUGACCCAGGAGACAGGCUCACCCAGGCCAGCUCUAAUUUACAGGCACUUCUUGGAUUGCCACCAAGUUGUCUGUCAGCUCUGUCCAAGUUUUUACCAAACUAUGAUGCUGGAGAGGCAAAUAUCAGAGUGAUGAGAGAUAUACUCAGCAAAAUGGCGGCUAGAGAAGUCAACGUGGACGUACAGCUGAAUGUUCAACUAUGGAGAGUACCUGGUUGUCAUGAAUUCUUUGCUUCACUAGGUUUAGAUUUGGUAGAAGUGGGAAGAGAUGAUGUUACUCUAAGACUUGGUAAACAGGCAGUCAGACGUCAGCUACAAUUUGCCCUUCAAUCACUGGUGGCAGUCUUUGACACACAAGAAGCUCCCAGAUCAUUAACUAUGGACAGUUCUAGUAGUUUAGAAAGUUUAUCCUCAUCACACAGUGGUUCCACAUCCACUUCCAACUUCUCAAAAGGAAGCACACCACCCAUAUCACCUCGGUGUGGUAAGAAGAAGUCACUGUUUAAUCCUGCAGAAAUGGAGAAGAUGAGAAUGAUGACAAAGAUGCAGCUUAUGAACCAGGGAGGAUUGUCUGGGAGAAAAGUUUCGUCCAAAAGUUCAAAGUCAGGACCAGUAGAUCCAUCACUCAACCUGUCACAUCAAAACAAGAUCAAAAAUAUGUAUCCUCCUUCAAAUGCCACAGUAGCUUUACAUUCCGAUAUUGAUGAAAUGCAGGAGAUCGUCAGUGAAAAUAGUGAAAGUGAAUUCGACAGUCGCAGAAGUGAGGGGACAGGAAGUUGGAAUGAUUUUCGCAUGCAAGUUUCGUCAAAUAAUUCCGAAAGUGAUGGAAGUACUAUUCCGGAAGGUCGUCAUUCUUCUGAAUCAGAACCUUUAAAAACAAUUGAAGAAAAUGUUGAUGAUACAAAAGUAGAAAUUUGUGAAGAAUUUGAAGAAUAUACAUUUAGUCGGCAAGCGAGUGAAAUGAGUGCCGAUGGUGAUCACUAUCAUCAUGAAUUUGAUAGAGAGGAUAGUAAUCGGCAGUCAAACAUGUCUGCCGCAAGUAGUGAUGUAGAAAGAGCAUACUUUGAAAAUCAAAACAUGAAUCGAAAUUCUUAUUCUGACAGCAGUCAGGCAGAUGAUGCCUUUCAUAGAGACGAUCUCAAAAGGCAGUCGGAUAUGUCUGAUACCAGUGGAAUUAGUGACAAUUUCAUUACAUCGAAAAGUUUGACGCUGACAUUACCAUCUGAAUUGGUUACGGAAAGUGGACAAUUAUCGAGUGAGUCUGGAAUUCAUUCAGAGGUGACCUCUAAUCAAAGUGACGCAAGUCAACAAAGCAUGGAUGUUUCACAAUUUCCUUUAAAUCCAUCGGAAAUUGCGUUGCGUGUGUUAGCAGACGUUGGUCCAGAACAUGCUGCUUUGGAGGAGGUACAAUCUCAAAGUAUUGCAGCAUCUCAAAAUGAAUCUUUUCAACAAAGAAAACAGUUUUUCAAAUCUUUGUCUUCAGGAGGGAAUACAUCCAAUUUUAAAGCAGUUCAGCAGUUAAUGUCAGGUGGUUCUGUAACAAAUACUCAAAACUCUUCGGAAAAAAUAAAACCACCUGUUCCUCAAAGAGGGGUAAAAAUGCCUCCUCCUAUACCUGCUAAACCGAAACCGUCACAAAAUCUAUCAGAAAAUUUUCAAAAAUUGAAAUUAUCCAAUCAGAAUUCAGGGAAUAAUUCAGUGCAAACAACUAAAACAUUAUCAGAACAAGAAAAGUCAGAAUCUUAUGAUUUUGAAGAUGAUUUAUCAUAUACAAUUACUACUUCCUCAAAUCGCAAAGGUGUCAAAAUAUUGAAAUCUGGAGAUUCAAAUUCAACUUUUAGUUCAUUUAAACCUCCACAAAAAGGAAAUUUUCUCUUGAAUAGUAGUCGUCCAGAAAGUAGUGCUAGUAUAAGUAGUGUUUACUCCACAGGAUCCUCCGUCCAAACAGUGAUUCAUCGCUCACAUAAAGGAAUGUCACCAAAUAUAGCAGCAAAUAUUCAUUCUCCAGAACAGUUUACAAAUGGACGUCGGCAAAGCCCAGCUACAUCAGGUUCUGAUAAUGAUAUAAGAAUCAGAACAGGGCUUGCACAUAGCUCUUGGUACAAUGUGGACAGUGACAGUUCCCAGAAUGCAUUAUUCGAAAAAAGAUGUUCUAAUAGUUCGUUAAGUAGUACUUCCUCUUUCUCUGAUGUCAAUAAUCAGAGGAAAACAAAAUCUAUUUUAAACGGUUCACCAAACAAUCCUCGACCAAGGGGUAAAAAACCAAGAAAACGGGUCAGUUUUUCAGACUCUGAACCAAGUGAUUUAGAUUCCUCUAAUCAUAGUCGGUCAUUGCAUGAUAUUAGUCCAGUAGAUGGUUACAUUAGUCCCUUAAGUAGGAGUAGGAAUAUUUAUCAGGGAUUUCACAGUCGAACGCCAUCACCUUAUGCCAACAAAACAGUGCCAAAACAAAAUCAAAAUUCCGCUGGAAAUGAUUCUGUGAAAUGGGAACCAGUUAUCAAUGGUGGUGUGCCAAAUCCUCUUUUAAUUAAUGGAACAAUAACACAGGAACAGGUUUUAAAUGGAAGUGUUCCAAAUUUGACAGGAAAUAGUGCUGAUAAUUCUAAUUUUAGAGCCAGUACUGGGACUAUUCCAAAUUAUAGCAAUACAAAUGGAAAUAUGCCAAAUUAUUUUCCUAACAGCAAUGGAAACUUGACUAGCUCUAGUGGAACGACUUUUAUCAAACAGGGAACAAGUUUUUCUUCGCAGACAAUAGGAAACGGUAGAAAUUUAUCAACUUUUGGACAAAGUGCAUUUAAUCAUAUGUCUUCUCAGCCUCAAAGUAAUUUGCAGUCAUCAAACAACAUGAACAAUGGCUCCAUUCCAAAUUUCAAUGGUACAACAUUCAACAAACGGCCGAACAAUUUAACAUCACAAUCAUCUAACCAUAUACAAAUGCUUUACUCUGGACAGCAGAGACCUCAGUCGAGUAGGCCACAGCAAGUGCUACAAUCUUCAAAAUGUUAAUGUGAUAUUUUAAUUUUUACAGUAAAUGUACUUCUCACACUCUUUAUCUUUACCAUUUUUCAGCUUUACUGUGUCAAAGUUUAAUUAUACAGGAUGAAACGUUAUGCAUAUAUAAUUUUUGAAUAGAGUAAAUGAAUUAUUGAAAGUUAAAGCUAGCCCUUGCCCCUUUUUUGUAAUUUGACAGACUGAAAAUCCCCCAGAAGCAAAAUAUUACAUUACAUAUAUUCUCAUAUUUUCAUAAAUCUAGUUAAAAAUAAUUUGAUAAAUUUUGUUUACUUAUUUCAAGUGGUUAACUCCCAUAAUCUUAAUAAUUUUUUCCCAUAAAAGAUGAUUUUUUGUUGUGGGGGAGGAGGAUGAUACUUUUGUGAUCAGAAAAUAACUUAUAUUUAUUAUGUUUUAUGAAUAGAUAUAACCUUAAUAUAAGCAAUAAGUUACUAUCAAUGUUAAUAGCAGACAAAUUGUGCAAUUUCAAAAAAAGUAUUUCUUUCUUCAUCUAAUUUACAUGAAGAGAGAAAAAAAAAUUAAUUAUCUAUAUUAGAUUUUCAUUACAUUUCAUCUAGACUACUUGAAUAUAGAAUUUCAAAUCUAACAGGUCAUUUUUUCAUGGAGUUAACAGGACUAAUUAAUUUAUGGUGAAAGAGAUAUUUUUUAAAACCUUAGAUGCCUAAUGUUGAAUUGAGAAGAAAUCAAGUUUAUAAUUUUCUGUAUUUCGCUGAAGAUUAAAAAUCUAAAGGGAUAAUUUUUGAUUCCUAAAUAAAAAAAAUACAUGUAGGACAUAUUUAAUCUUUACUCAUGUGGGCUUGGGUUUUGUAGUCUUAUUUUUAAUUUAAGAUCUUUACAUACAGUAUUUCGUAGAACAGUAAUAUGUUAUAGAUUUGUGCUAAUAAAAACCAUUUUACAAAUAUUAACAUACUUAUGUCACAAAAUAAUGGUUUGGAAAAUUUUGUCAUCUAACAUAUUUAAUAACAACACACUUAUUAUGUGAUAAGGAACAGUUGUGUGAGUAAUUGCAUCAAGAUAGAAAGUUUGUAACAGUAAAUCACAUAUUUUAUGUUCACAAAUUUUUAAAAACAUUUUAAUCAAGUCAAGAAUUACUUUUAUUAUAUACAUAUAGAACAUAUAUAUAAUGAGUUCUGGAAGAUCUGUCUCUUUAAAUAUACAGGUUUUUGAACAAUUGAAUCUCAUAUAAAUAUACAUUUGUGCAUUUAGAAUAUUUCAAAUACAUUCCAUUUACUAUAUUAAUGUUUAGUUCUGCCAUUCCAAAAAUAAUCAAAACAAUGGUG
Messenger RNA from Mytilus californianus (California mussel), 10036 nucleotides. RefSeq names its product tetratricopeptide repeat protein 28-like. Lineage: Eukaryota; Metazoa; Mollusca; Bivalvia; Mytilida; Mytilidae. Gene Ontology annotation, molecular function: protein binding. The coding region runs from base 621 to 8753 and encodes 2710 amino acids. The record is from RefSeq and is a predicted model, not a curated record. The transcript has 15 exons.